AUGGCUGCCUCGACCCCCUCAUUCCAGGUCAACGUUGGAAGCAUGGCAACAAAUGGUGAUUUCAGGCCCGCCCUGAUUGUGGUGGACAUGCAAGAAGACUUUUGCCCUCCGAAUGGGUCACUUGCUGUGCCAGAUGGCCGCAGCAUUGCCUCGGUGGUCAACGCUCUACUUGCAAAGCCAGGAUUUGUGACACGCAUUCUGACCAAGGAUUACCACCCAGAGGAUCAUAUCUCUUUUGCCAGUAAUCAUCCCGGUCCUGAUAAUCAACCCUUCUCUUCAUUCGUCAGAAUGAAAAACCCCGCCGUGGGGAAGGAAUCAGAAACAAAACCACAGCGACUCUGGCCAGUCCACUGUAUGGCUGGCACCCCCGGGGCAGAGAUCAUCCCAGAGAUCGAUACCUCUCACAUCCAUGUUGUAGUUCACAAAGGCAUGCGGUCUGAAGUCGAGAUGUACUCGGUCUUCGCAGAUGCUUUCGGGAAUUGUGAUAUUGGAACCAAUACAGAUUCGGUCAGUUUGGAUGUUGCUGCAGCUCUUCGGGCGCAAGGUGUUACCGAUGUCUUUGUUGUGGGUUUGGCUGGGGAUUAUUGCGUGAAGGCUACAGCUCUUGAUGCCAUUAAGACUGGGUUCAAGGCCUGGGUUGUUGAGGAAGGCACCAAGUGUGUUGCGCCUGCUGAUUGGGGCACUAUUAAGAAGGAACUUGGGACAGCUGGGGUGGCCAUGAUCUCUAUCGAUGACCCCAUCAUUCAACGGUUGGGAGGGAAGAGUUGA
Penicillium paradoxum is the source of this 768-nucleotide messenger RNA. RefSeq names its product nicotinamidase. Lineage: Eukaryota; Fungi; Ascomycota; Eurotiomycetes; Eurotiales; Aspergillaceae. The transcript is spliced from 2 exons. The record is from RefSeq and is a predicted model, not a curated record. The coding region runs from base 1 to 768 and encodes 255 amino acids.